UGACUCACUCAGCCGCGCGGAGGCUGGGAGAGCUCCGCGGUGUCUGUGGCGAACACGUCUUUAUCAACCAUUGAAUGAAACAACUAACUAAAGGACUAACUUCUGAAACAAGCAGCGUGUUUCUAACCUGAAACGACAUGAACUCCAUACGCCAAAGUGUCGUGAUGGAGCGACUUGUGAACGAGCUGGGCUCUCUGCUGAAGAUGCUGGACCACGAGACGGUCAGUCCUGCCACUUCUGAAAAGAUGGCCUCCAUACGUAACAUCCUGGACUCACUGCAGCUGUCAGUCAAUGGAUCAGACGUCUACAUGAACAGCUGUCUCUAUGGCAACGGGACCAGUUUUGUCGAGUCUCUGUUUGAGGAUUUUGACUGUGAUUUGCACAUGCUCAGUGCAUCUCCUGUGGAGCAGAAAGAGGACAAAGAGGAAGAGGAGGAGACCCAUCUGAAUAAAUCUACUCCGACAGACACGCCCCCUCCACUGCCGACCACCCCCCUCCCUGAUGACUACUAUGAAGAGGCUGUUCCUCUCGAUCCUGGAUCCACACCUCAGUAUUUUACCACCAACAUGAACACAUCCAGAAACUCUGUGGAGGAUGCCUACUAUGAAGAUGCAGACAAUAACUAUCCCCUCACCCAGAUUAAUGGACCUCCAAAAAACUCCUACAAUGACUCUGAUGCUCUGAGCAGCUCCUACGAGUCUUAUGAAGAAGAGGACGAUGAGGCCAAAGGGCGGGACCAGAGGGAGGAGAGCUCAGAUGUGCCAGUUAGAGACUGUCGCAUCUGUGCCUUUCUGUUACGAAAGAAACGCUUUGGCCAGUGGGCUAAACAGCUAGUUGUUGUCCGAGACAAUAAACUGCAGUGCUACAAGAGCAUCAAAGAGAGCACUCCUCAAACAGAGCUCCCGCUGAGUCUGUGCAAUGUCAUCUACGUCCCGAAGGAGGGGCGGAAAAAGAGACACGAGUUACGCUUCUCGUUGCCUGGGGGUGAAGCUCUGGUCCUGGCGGUUCAGAGUAAAGAGCAGGCCCAGCGAUGGCUCAAGGUGGUGCAAGAUGUCAGCAGCCAAAGUAGCUACACUGAUGGACUGGAGGGGUCCACCUCUCCGAUUAUACAGAGGAAGUUGGAGCUUGACAAGAUUCUGCACUGUGAAAGGCAGGCGUCGGACUCGGACAGCGGGCCAACAGCAGAAAACCAGUUCACUGCACAGGGACCAGGGCGGGACUCCACUGACUCACUCAACAGGGGGAAACGAGGAGCUUUCUCUGAACUGACGGGGUCGAUGAGCCGAGCUGCAGGGAAGAAAAUCAAUCGGAUCAUCACUUUCUCCAAAAAGAAACCUCCUUUACCCGGAGAGCCUCCCUCGUCUUCCAACCAUCAUGACAACCCACGCUGUGGCUACCUCAGUGUGUGUCUGAGUGGCUCCUGGAAGGAGCGAUGGUGCGUAGUGCGUGGUGGGAGCUUGUGCCUGCUGAAGGACCCCGGGGACCAGCGGCCUCCAGUUGUUGUGGUGCCACUCAAAGGUGCAGAGGUGGUGACCGGCAGCCUCGGCCCCAAACAUCCUUUCUCCUUCUGCAUCCUGCAGGGAGGCAGCGAACUUGCAUCUUUGGAGGCCAGUGGCUCAGAGGAUCUUGGUCGCUGGCUGGGUGUGUUGUUUGCAGAGACAGGCAUCACCACUCUCCCUGAAGAGCUGCACUAUGACUACAUUGACGUGGACACGAUAACUGACAUCCGACAUGCUGCCAGAAACUCCUUCCUUUGGGCCACCACCACUGCUACUUCGUCCAGCAGUGCCUCGACAGACUCCAGGAUGUAUGAUGAAGUCUAUGAAAGUGUUGCUGAAGGGGAAGGUGAUGCAGAGAGCAGAACUGGACAGAUAAGACGUCAUGCCUCCUUCUCAAGUAGGGACUCUGAAAAAACUGAACAACAGGCUGCCGUCAAAAGACACGCCUCCAAUGUGAAUCAGUAUGCACGGUACGGGAAGACGCGUGCAGAGGAGGACGCCAGGCGUUACCUGAACCAGAAAGAGGAGCUUGAGAAGCAGAAGGAGGAGCUCAGAAAUGCUCUGAUUUCACUCCGCAGGGAGAAGAAGGAGGUGAAGGAAGAGAUGAAGAGCAAUGCAGGUCAUGGUGUUGAACAGCGGUUAGCCAAGCUGGAGUUGCUGUGUAAACAAAAAGAGGAGGAAAGGGUGGAGCUGGAGCUCAGACUGACAGAGGUCAAAGAAAACCUAAAGAAGUCAUUGGCUCGAGGAGCACUGGGUCCGCCCACUGACACCAAGAUCAGCAUCAAGGCACAGGGCAAUAAGGUAGAAAAGGUAUACAAUGAGACUGUACCGGUCAACUCAGCGUCUGAGCUUCGAAAACGCCCUCCAUCUCUUUACGCCUCCUCAAAGGGGACCGUCAUGCAGAAGGCAAAGGAGUGGGAGUCGAAGAAGGGGACCUAAACCGUGUAAAAACGGAUUCACAGAUGGAUUAAUGGAGAAACUGAGCUGUUACUGGAUGAUGUUUUAAAGAAGAAACAGAUGAAGAUCAAUAUAAAGGGCACUGAGAAGAUGAAGGUGAUUAAGAGAAGAUGGAGGAGGGGGAGGAGAAAUGGGGAAGGAGGACAAACCCUAACACAAUCUUCCCUCUCUUGCAAUGAAAGAAAAUGAGGAAUAUUUGCAAGUACAGGCUGCAUGGUGCUGUCUUAAACACUAUAUUAUGUUGUGUAUAUGUACAACACAUUUGACUGAUGUACCAACACAGUAUUAUUGUGGAUCACAAAGAACAUGAAGUCUGCAUGUGUGUUUACAUUUUGCACAGGGCUGCAGAAAUAAAAAAAAGUGUAUUUUUCAGAGAAAUACAAAGCAAAGGAAGAGGUUCAUUAUGACUGUGAGCUCAGAAUUUCUGAUUUUCACUCACUGAUUUUAUUCCCUUUUUUAAGGAUAUUUGACAAUGAAAAUUAAAACUAGAGGAAAUAAAUUACUUUUAUUAACUUAUCUAUAGUAGUGAGAGCAUAUCAUACAUAUGGUGGAUGUAUUUCAAACAGUAGGAAAACAUAUUGAGUAUGACACUUCUUGAAACCAAAUAGUAAAUGUUUAUUAUUCUAAUGUGAAACUAUUGGUUUUGAAACAUUAUGUGUAUUUUUCAUAUUUGCCUUUUGCACUUUAACUUGUUGUAUUUUGUAAUUAUAUUAAUGUCUUGGAAAUUAGACAAAGCACCCGAGUAAGCAGAAUAAUGUUAGGAUAAAUAUCUGCCUCCUCCCUGUUCUUGACACCCAUGUUGGAGUAAAAGAUGACUUUAUGAAGAAA
This is a messenger RNA of Labrus bergylta (ballan wrasse), 3284 nucleotides long. RefSeq names its product actin filament associated protein 1-like 1b (gene afap1l1b). NCBI's taxonomy places the organism in Eukaryota, Metazoa, Chordata, Actinopteri, Labriformes, Labridae. Gene Ontology annotation, molecular function: SH3 domain binding. Gene Ontology annotation, cellular component: cytosol. The record is from RefSeq and is a predicted model, not a curated record.